AUGGAGGUGUAUGAAUGGCGUGAGCGGUCAGACAGCCAUCCAGUCAUGGCGCUGUGGUGGUGCGCCAAGAUCUUCUGCAGGUUGGCUGCAGCUUGGUUUCCCCUGUUCUUCUCAUCUCUUCUGUGGCAAACGAUCUCCCCUGUCUAUGCUGCCCCGUCUUGCCCGCGGACCUGUAGCUGUCCUGGCGUUAAAGAGGUCCACUGUACGUUCAGACACCUCACCACCAUACCAAAAACCUUUCCUAGAGACACAGAGAGGCUCAACCUGGGUUAUAACAGCCUGACGGAGGUGGAGGGGUCAGAAUUCAGGUCACUACGGCAACUGGAAAUGCUCAUGUUGCAUGGCAACGACAUUAACACAGUCCACCCUAGGGCGUUUUACAGCCUAAGAUCAUUACAGAUCUUGAAGCUGAGUUACAACAAGCUAACAUCACUAAACGCUGGUCUGUUUGAUGGUCUUGUUGGUUUGAUCCGUCUCCAUCUGGACCAUAACCUUUUAGACUUUAUAGAGCCAUACUCUUUUUCUGGCCUGACCUCCCUAAAACUCCUGCAGCUGGAGGGGAACCUCCUCAAAGAGAUCCAUCCUCAUACCUUCAUCACAGUGUCACUACUAGGAAGCUUUUGGACCUCUGGACUCAAACACUUACACCUGUCAGACAAUCUAUUGGAGCAGCUCCCUCCAGCAGCACUGAGGACUGCUCCCAGGCUGGAGCUUCUCUCUCUUCAUGGUAAUCCCUGGACCUGUGACUGUCAACUUCAGUGGCUGGUUGAAUGGAGUUCCAAACAUGAAGGUGUAAUAAAGUGCAAGAAGGAACGUGGCUCCAGUGAGACUUGCCCCCAGUGCUCCUCUCCUCAACCCCUGAAUGCCACCCUCUUGUUAGGGUUAACUCUGGACAAGCUGAGCUGUGAACGACCAGCUCUUCGCUCCCCCCUCAAACAAUGGGACAAUCCGGUGUGGGCUGAAUCUGAAGCAGAGCCUGACCUUCCAUAUACCCGGGACUUUGAAAAACCUUUGGGCCACCUGACCUUUGUUCUCUCUGACAGCCAUGGAAACCAUGCUCAUGUAGCAUGUGAUGUGCGUCACCCUGGAGACAGUUCACCUAUGACUUGGACUGUAAAUUCACAUUCACCUGCGGAGUUAUCUGUCAAUGUUUCGCUGGUGACUGUCCUUGAGUGUGAGAUUGAUCGGGAGACGUUGCAAAAUCUAUGGCAGCUGGUUGCAUAUUACUAUGAAAGCCCUGCUAUCUUGGAGAGAGGUCAACAGAGAGGAAAUGCAAGCAGAGUGACCUAUCAGUAUACCCAAGCUGUAAAUGAAAAUUCCCCAUAUUUUACAGAACUAAAAGGGCAUUUGGUCGCAGAACCCUCAUGGCUACUGCAACCAAGAGUCACUUUGAGGCUCAACAGACAGCAGACAACAACUAAGAAACUGGUGAUGGAUUUCACUACUUUAAUUACCAAGCACGUCAGCAGUCAUAGAGGGCAGGAAGAUGACAAUGACUCUGCUUUUUCCUGGGCACUGAUUCACAGAGGGACAGCGGGGCGAAUUCAGACAGCUCUUGAGGGUUCAAAGGUUCGCUUGGAGUGCAGUGUCGUCACUUCAAAUCCGGAAGUGAAAGUGGAGUGGAUGCUUCCAGAUUUGUCCAUUGUGGAGGAAGCAAAUGAUAAAACAGAAAUUUCAGAAAGAGGAGACCUUGUGAUUUUAAAUGCCACACUGUCUGAUUCAGGCCUCUACCACUGUAUGGUCAGAACAAAAGCUGGUGUGGAUUUGAUGCCAUUGAGGCUCACCAUUAAAGAACUCUCACUUAGCCCCACUGCUUUCAAUGGUCAGAAAAUUGUAGUUGAGAAGGGACGCUCAUUAGCUCUUUCUUGUGACGUGACCUCAGUUCAGCCAAGUCAAACUAUGUGGUACCUGCCCAAAAAUCAAAUUCUACUCCCCACACAACAAACAAGACGAGCAGAAGUGAUGGAAAAUGGGACUUUGGUAGUAAGGAAGUUGUCACAAGAAGAUGCAGGGGAGUACAGCUGCUUAGCCUCAAAUUUGUAUGGAGUUGACAUGCUAUCACACAUGGUGGAAGUCACAGAAGAAAAGGCCUCUGAUAGGUCUAAAGUACAGACAGAGAGAGAGAAGCAGCUCUUACCUUCUAGCGUGGAGGAAGGAGAGGGUUCAGGGGGAGAUUACCAGGAAAUUAAACGUCCUUUUGCAACUCAGUUUCCUAGGAGGGUAGGAACACAGCAAAGGAACCCCAAUGGGUUUUCGAAAAGGAUAAGAAUUAAAGAUUCAAAAAGAAAACCCAAUAAAUCUGUUAAGGAAUUAGAUCCAAAUCGUUGGGCAGAGAUAUUGGCUAAAGCUAAUUCUAAACCAAGUGUUGCUCUGCCCACAGAGCAGUCACUAGAGGAGCCCAGUACUGUCCUGGAUCACACCCUGUGCCCACCCAUAGACCCUGGCCUCUCCCCCACCCCUGGGCUCAAGGCCCAGUCAUCACCAACAGACCAGAAAUCACAGCUGAAACAGACCCAAACCAGAGAUCAGCUGUUUCUAUCAAGGCUGAGGAACAGAUACAGACAGGCGCAGCUCGAUCGAAUCGCUCAGCUAGGGAGGAUGGUGACACCAAAACCCCGCACAGGCUACAACAAUCCCCCAUCCCCCAUCACACCUAAAACCAACCUCCCGUCCCUGCAUAGACCCUACACCCCCAAACCACCAGUAGCUGCUGAUUCUUACACUUACAACGUGCAACCUCCAAACCUUGCUAAGCCGUCAUUGUCAUCAUUCUCUGGUUUCAUCCCAACCCCUCGCCCUUACCUCCCCACCACCCCCGGGGUUCUGCAUGGAGGUCGUUGGCCUGUCGAAGCAGGACGAAUCAGCUCUCGGCGGCCCACAGCUGCCCCACCUUUCCCAUGGGUGUUGGGAGCUGGAAGUAGUGGGAUGAAGCCGCGGAUCACCACAGUUGCUACAGCUAGUGUGUCGGUGCUCGCAGAGAGUGAUGUCUUCCUGCCCUGCAAAGCAACGGGGAAUCCUGAACCUACAAUUGCAUGGACCAAAGUCUCCACAGGGGCCACCAUCCCAGCCAACACCAAGCAUGGUCCUCGUUUUGAAGUUUUCAAGAAUGGAACUUUUGUUAUUAAAAACAUCCAGCUUCAGGAUCGAGGCCAGUACCUCUGCACAGCCCAGAACAGGUUUGGAUCCGAUCGCAUGGUCACCACCCUAGCUGUCCAGACUGAGGCACCCAAGAUCCAACCACCAAUGUCCACAGACAUAGCAGUUUACUUAGGGAAAAGUAUGACUCUUGACUGCCUCGCCUCUGGAAAACCACCAGCCCAGAUUUCCUGGAUUCUUCCGGACAGGACGUUUGUUCGUGAAGUUGGGACUGUUCACACUCUCCUCUCUCCAAUGUCUCUGCUUCAAAAUGGAACCCUGCAAAUUAAUUCUGCCAAUUUCUCUAACAAAGGGGACUAUAAAUGUAUAGCAAGUAAUGCAGCAGGUGCUGAUACAAUUACUUAUCAUCUCCACGUGGCAGCUCUACCUCCAAGCAUCAGUGAAGGAGCAGCGGAUACUGUGCUCAUUCAGCCAGGCAGGAGUGUGUAUAUCCACUGUUCUGUGAAAGGCGAACCAGUGCCUGCUCUGAAAUGGAUGCUCCCGUCAGGCGUCCAUGUCAAGCCAUCACAGUUCCUGGGACGCAGGCUGUUUGUCUUCCCUAAUGGGACACUGCUUGUGAAGAAUAUUUCGCCAUCUGAUGGUGGGAGGUACGAGUGUUUGGCCACUAACACUGUGGGAAUCGCCAAAAGAACUGUCCAGCUGGAGGUGAGGGCAGAUUCUCCCUCCUUCUCCCGCCAGCCUCCUCCUGCUCCUCUUCCCAUUCCUCCAACCCCUCACCAUGCUGUGCCAUCCCGCCAACACUCUGUCUCCGCUAUGUAUGGUUCUGCUGUCUACCUCCACUGUCCAGAGUCUACUGGAUCCACUAGAGGGACCAUCUGGCAGCUGCCCUCGAAGACCAUCAUGGAGCAUCGAUACAGUCCAGAGAGACCAAUUAAAGUUUUCCGUAAUGGGACUCUGAGGAUUCUUCAGCUAACAGAGCUAGAUGGUGGAAAUUAUCUGUGUGUCUUUCAGCGGCCCAAUGGGGAGGACAUGGAGCUCUUCCAGGUGGAGGUGUUGAUGACUGCUCCCAGAAUCGAACAUGUGAGGACUGCACAGACCAGGGUCACUUUUGGAGAAAAUUUCCAGGUGGACUGUGUUGCAACAGGCCUCCCUGAUCCAGAAGUUUCCUGGAGUCUUCCAGAUGGAACUUUAAUCAACAACGCCCUUCAAUCAGAUGACAGCGGCCUUCGAAACCGCCGCUACGUUAUCUUUGGCAAUGGAACUUUACUUCUCCAGCAGAUGGGUAAAAAAGAUGAGGGUGACUACACUUGCUAUGCCAAGAACAAACUGGGCAAAGAUGAAAGAAAGGUCAACGUCAAAGUGGGACCAAAUGCUCCAAAGAUUAGAUCAAAAUCACAAUCUUUAAUGACAGUGAAGUUGGGAGAAUCUGCUAAAUCAAGCUGUCAAGCAACAGGUGAUCCUAUACCAAGAAUCACAUGGAUCUCACCACGAAAUGAUGUGAUACCAGUAUCAUCAGAUAGAUUUCAGGUUAUGGAUGAUGGGACAUUAGUGGUGAAAAAGGUAACACUUGCUGAUGAAGGGAAAUAUGCAUGUGUGGCACGAAAUUCUGCUGGUGAUGACGUUAAAAACGUGAAACUUGAAGUUGAACCCCAGGAACCCUUUAUCAAUAGCAUGAAAGGGAAGAGUACCACAAAAGUUUUGGGUGUUUCCUACCAAACUGUGCUUCUGGAUUGCAGAGUGGAAGGAAAACCCGAACCAAGAGUCUGGUGGGUUACUCCUUAUGGCCACUCACUCACAACACCCUAUCUUGGCGGUCGCUUCCAAGUCCACCGAAAUGGGAGUUUGGAGCUGCGAGGCGUGAGGAAAACAGAUGAAGGGAGAUACAUGUGUCUUGCUAAAAACCACCUGGGUGAAGCCUCACUUUUGGUUGAAUUAGAUGUGGCAUCACUAGCUGAGAAACCUAGCUUUGCUGUUCCCAAUAUUGAAAUCUUACCAAUAAAGCAAGAUGGCAGGGAAUUGAUCCUGGAGUGUCCUGCUCGUGGGAAGCCACACCCAGAGUUUGCAUGGGUUCUACCAAAUGGGACAAUGUUAACGCCGGGUGUCAGACUCCAACGCUUCACCCAUCAUUUGGGCAAUGGAACUCUACGGAUAUCUCAACCGGUUGCAACUGAUAAGGGAGUGUACCGGUGCCUAGCGAAAAAUGUAGCAGGACAAGCGGAAAAACGUUAUGCACUAGAGACAGGCAGGAAGCCAGUGAUCAGAGGAACUACAGGUGGGAUGAAGAUCACUUAUGGCCUCAAUCUCAACUUGCCUUGUACUGUUGAUGGCUGGCCCCAGGCAUCAAUCACGUGGACCCUACCCAAUGGCCUUGUUUUAGACAAACCUCAAACCAUUGGCCGGGUAUCUUUCCUUGCCAAUGGGACCCUCCAACUGCGGCAGGUCGCCACCUUUGACAAAGGAACAUACAUCUGUAAGGCCUUCAACUCUUUUGGUUCAUCAACACUAUCCUACCCAGUUGCAGUGAUGGUUUUCCCACCACGCAUCACCAGUACGCUAACCGCAAUCACAAGAGUAAACCGGGGAUCGCCAGUGACAUUAAAUUGUGUUGCAACUGGUAUUCCAAAGCCCGAUAUUUCAUGGACAUUGCCUGGACGUACAACUCUGCUUCCACAUAACCGGUUCACAGUACAGGGAGGGAUCCACAUGACAGAGGAGGGCAGUCUGUACAUACAGAGCCCUGUGCUCAUGAACUCUGGCAUUUACAAAUGCAAUGCGAAAAACGCACUCGGAACAGACUUCAAAUCUACAUACCUACAAGUAGUCUAAGUGACCAUUACAACUACUCUUUAAUGGGAAAAUCUCAUGGCAGAAUUAAGACUGGAUGAGGAUUCUUCCCUCAGGAUUUUGAUAUACUAUCCAUGAUAAGGACUCUCCAGAGACAGACUCAAAAGCUGCCUGAAUACAGGUGGUUUGAGAUACUUUGCAAAGCAGUUUCCACUGAACAAUGAAGCUUCAACCAUUGACUUUACAGUGAACAUUUACCUUUUGCAACUGUUAAAGAAGUCUUUUAAUUCUACAUUUUGAGCCUUAAAAUGCAUUUUCACUCCACAAAGUGCCCUUUUUGUCUGCUCAGACCUUUGCAUUUUAGGCCUUACCCCAUAGUUGUCUGUAUAAAAUUAUAGUUUGUAAAGAUUUUACUUUGCUCUACAGAUUUAAUUUAACAUGACAUUGCAAGUGUUGUUCUUCAAGUGAAACAUUUCAGACCCUUCUCUCUUGGGAUUGAUGUAUCUAAAUGUAAUAUGAACCCCUUAUAUGCAUAUAGUUGUUUUGUGUUCUGGUAUAAUUACAGUGAUUUCAACUGUAUAACGAAAUACACACUAUAAAACACGAGAGACUCUCUCCGCUAAGUUUACAGCAAAUAUUUCCCAAUUCAUCAACGGACAGUAAUGAGGAGUAGAGUGGCAUAAUUCCUGCAUGUAGGUCUGUCAUAAAAUGUUCUACUCAUGUGCUGAAGUGCCAUAUUAUAUGAACACAUACUGAGAAGUGACUCUUUUCUAUGAGGAUACAAAUACCCCAUUGCUGCUCCACAGUGUACGGUAUAUCAACAAAUGAAUUACUGUAUGUAUCAAUAUCAUGUAUUCAUGUUCGUAAUUGUAC
This is a messenger RNA of Seriola dumerili (greater amberjack), 6753 nucleotides long. RefSeq names its product matrix-remodeling-associated protein 5-like. The transcript is spliced from 18 exons. Gene Ontology annotation, cellular component: extracellular region. The record is from RefSeq and is a predicted model, not a curated record. Lineage: Eukaryota; Metazoa; Chordata; Actinopteri; Carangiformes; Carangidae. Bases 1 to 5922 code for a protein of 1973 amino acids. Gene Ontology annotation, molecular function: protein binding.